Molecule: messenger RNA, 1704 nt
Organism: Serpula lacrymans var. lacrymans S7.9
Lineage: Eukaryota; Fungi; Basidiomycota; Agaricomycetes; Boletales; Serpulaceae
Exons: 17
Coding region: 43-1434 (463 amino acids)
Biological process (GO): gluconeogenesis
Molecular function (GO): 4 iron, 4 sulfur cluster binding; L-serine ammonia-lyase activity
Source: RefSeq, a predicted model, not a curated record
AAAGUACUCCACUUGGGCGGAAAACACCGCAUUACCUACGAUAUGGAUCGUGACAUGCUCUGGCGUUGGGAUCAAGUUCUCAAGACCCACCCCAACGGAAUGCGGUUCUCUUGCUUCAACGAGGAAGGUGAUCUGUUGGCCACGAACGAGUACUUCAGCGUCGGCGGAGGAUUCGUGGUGAAUGACAAGACGAAAGUGGAUGAGAAUCUAUUUUACAAAGGCGUCGACAAGAGUGCUGUCCAUGGCGCCAGGUUGCACCAGACUCAUAGUCUCUCCGAGUCGUUGCCGGAAGGCGCACUUUCAAACAAAGACAAUGAAGAGGCAUACCAAGACCCUGGUCAUCCUCCUUAUCCCUUCGAAUCCGGAGACAGUCUGCUGGCGUUGACUAAGAAGCAUAAUCUGACAAUCGCGCAAAUUGUUCAUGAUAACGAACGUUACUUUGGGUUGACAGACGCAGACAUAAAUGAUAGGAUCAUGCGCAUAUGGGGCGUCAUGGACGAUUGCAUUCGUACCGGAGUGACAACUGCAGAGAAAACACUGCCUGGACGCUUGAACCUUCGCCGUCGAGCUCCAAUGCUGUAUAGACGCCUUAUGCGAGGUUUCUAUCCUGGUAUAUCUAGUUCAAACCUUCCCAUGAUUGGCGCAGGCGCAGAUUCUCUCCCAGUCGGCGCCAUUGAAGAGCCUGAAUCGACGGACAGUCCGUCGUCAACGUCCCACUCCACGAAAGAUAAUGUCUCAGAACGGAAAGUUUCCAAGCGUUCACCUUGGGUAGUUGGAUCUUUUGAUCAUGCCGUGUUACCUAUGCCUCCUCGUAGAACAAUGAUACCAGCUGUGGAUUUCCUCUCCUGUUACGCUAUCGCAGUCAACGAAGUCAACGCAGGUGGUGGACGUAUUGUGACAUCCCCAACUAACGGUGCUGCAGGCGUCAUUCCCGCUGUAUUGAAAUACAUAGUCGAGUUCGUCAGCGAUGACCCAGAGAAAUCGGUGACCACGUUCCUGCUUACAGCUGCUGCUGUUGGAAUGUUGUUCAAGCGAGGGAGCACCAUUUCUGCUGCAGAAGGCGGUUGUCAGGCUGAAGUCGGUGUUGCGUGUUCUAUGGCUAGUGCUGGCUUUGCAGCGUGUAUGGGAGCUUCCCCAGAGACAGUGCUGCAGGCCGCAGAAAUAGGCAUAGAGCAUAAUCUUGGCCUGACAUGCGAUCCAAUUGACGGCCUUGUGCAGGUCCCUUGUAUCGAGCGGAAUAGUCUAGGAGCCGUUAAAGCUGUUACCGCUGCCCAGCUGUCUAUGGCAAGCCAUGGCGUUUACCGAGUCACUCUGGACGAAGCCAUUGAAGCAAUGCGACUAACUGCUGCAGACAUGAGUGUCAAAUACAAAGAAACCAGUCUUUCUGGGUUGGCGACUACUGUUAAGAUACCGUUGACCGUGCCUGCAUGUUGAUCUCGCAUGAUUACCUAGUUUCUUAUUGUUAUGCUGGACCUUUGCAUAUAGAGAUACGUGGACUUGUAGAGUUUUUUGAAAUUUUUGAAAUCUCCGUGGAGAAUCUUGUGCUCCCAAUUCGACGCUAUUGUAUGCUCAUAUGAUUCUUAGUCUUCCCUUUUUCUGAUAGAAGGCAUUUACAUUGCCGCUGAAAUUUUAGAUAGAUUACCGUCUUUUGUUGUUAGAACUUCUGACUGUGUAAUGGACUUUGUUGGAAGGAAGAACGUUCAU